AUGACGCGCUUCCGACCCUGCAUCGACCUGCACGCCGGCAGCGUCAAGCAAAUCGUCGGCGGCACCCUCUCCACGACCUCGGACAGCAGCCUCAAGACGAACUUCACCUCCGAGCACCCGUCCGCGUACUACGCCGCGCUGUACAAGACGCACGAGCUGCAUGGCGCGCACGUCAUCAUGCUGGGUCCCGGCAACGACGACGCUGCGAGGGAGGCGCUGGCUGCGUGGCAGGGCGGGAUGCAGGUUGGUGGAGGGGUUACGGAGAAGAAUGCUGCGGAGUGGAUUAAGGCUGGGGCAGAUAAGGCGAGUAUAUCCUGCUGCGUGAUUAUAACGUCGUACCUAUUCCCCGAAUCAAAAUUCUCGCUCGAGAGGCUGCAGGCCGUUCUCAAGGCGCUCGACGGCAACAAGGAUAAGCUCGUCAUCGAUCUGAGCUGUAGGAGGAAAGACGAUAAGUGGUUCGUGGCUACGAAUAAAUGGCAAACUAUCACGGAUUUUGAACUGAAUCAAGAGUCUAUCGCGCUGCUCGAACCGCACUGUUCGGAGUUCCUGAUCCAUGCUGCGGACGUUGAGGGGUUGCAGCGCGGUAUUGACCACGAGCUUGUUAGUGCGCUGGCGGGCUGGUGCUCGAUCCCAGUCACUUAUGCCGGUGGAGGUCGCAGCAUUGAAGAUCUCGAGCUCGUGAAGAGCUUGAGCAAUGGCAAGGUUGACCUGACCAUUGGCAGCGCUUUGGAUAUAUUCGGAGGAGCCGGCGUGAAGUUUGAAGAUUGUGUGAAGUGGAACCAGCAACAGUAA
Aaosphaeria arxii CBS 175.79 is the source of this 792-nucleotide messenger RNA. RefSeq names its product Phosphoribosylformimino-5-aminoimidazole carboxamide ribotide isomerase. Gene Ontology annotation, cellular component: cytoplasm. Lineage: Eukaryota; Fungi; Ascomycota; Dothideomycetes; Pleosporales. The record is from RefSeq and is a predicted model, not a curated record. Gene Ontology annotation, molecular function: 1-(5-phosphoribosyl)-5-[(5-phosphoribosylamino)methylideneamino]imidazole-4-carboxamide isomerase activity. Gene Ontology annotation, biological process: L-tryptophan biosynthetic process; L-histidine biosynthetic process. The transcript is spliced from 3 exons. The coding region runs from base 1 to 792 and encodes 263 amino acids.